AUGAUGCCGGCCUUGAUACCAGUACCACAGCCUUCCUACUCCCAGGCCAGGGAGAACCUAGUGAAGGCUAUCCCACCCAAGCUCCUCUGUCUGCUGGCCUGUGGAGGAGUAGACUGCCGCUAUGAAGGACCAGAGUGUUGGAAAUUAAAUCAGCAGGCCAUUCUAGGCCUUUUCUCCUCCUGGGUGACAGAUGACAUUAUUGCCAUGGCACGACCAUCCAAUCAUCUAAUGGAAAAGUACAACAUCAUAGAACAAUUUCAAAGAUUGAACAUCAGAUCAAUCAUCAACAUGCAAUUCCAUGGAGAGCAUGCUCACUGUGGACCUCCCCUAGACCCUGGAAGUGGUUUCACAUACUCUCCACAGAUCUUCAUGGACAAUGACAUUUACUUUUAUAACUUCGGGAUGCCAGAUUUCGGUGUGUCCUCCCUCGUCGGUAUGAUUGAUGGGGUGAAAGUUUUGGCCUUUGCAGUGAGGGAAGGAAGGGUGGCUGUGCACUGCCAUGCAGGCCUGGGCAGAACAGGUGUCCUGAUAGCCUGUUACCUGAUUUACACCCUGCGCAUCAGCCCGAGUGAGGCCGUCCAUUACGUACGGAUUAAAAGGCCACACUCGAUCCAAACCCGGGCGCAGCUCAGCCAGGUGUUUGACUUUGCACGCCUGCUUGGCACACAGCUGGUCCAAUACCCAGACCUCAACAUGCGGCACGGAGUCCCUUUCACCCUGCAGCACUACCUAAACCGACAGACAAUAUUGCUGCAUGGCCAGGAGGCGCGCACCCUCAGAUAUACACCCAAGGUGGUGUACCUCCUGUGUUUGCAUCUCUCCUGCUUAGCCCUGGGUCACCCUGCUCCUCCAGAGAUCCAGGCUGAGCUGGAAAAGAGGUCUGUACUGAGGACCUUGAACAGGACUGUGAGAGAGACCUUGGUGUCCAAACAGUACUUGCCCUUACUGAGGGAGGGUCAGAAGGGGGCGAAGGUGAGCUCAGGGUCGGUGUGCUCCUGGGACGAGCCACUGGGAUUCUUGGAGAGGAAGAGAGAGGUGCUGUUGGACAAACGCAGCUACAGCGACUCUGACCUCAGCAAGAUCACAGAUUUGAAGUUGAGUCCACACUGUACCCCAGCACUUGGAAAUGAGAGACAGUGGUGUGUACAGAAUUGGAUACGACCUGAUCUGAGACCUGGUAGUCCGAUGCUUGCCACACUUUCACCCGGCCACCAGACCACCAAAGGGGCAUCUUAUGGACUCAACAUCCCAAAAUCUAGCAUGACAACAAACAACAACUGUGCUCAGAGAUCAAGGUGCAACGCCAAAAAGGCACUUCCCAAAUACAGCUCUAACACUGAGUUGUGCAGAAAUCCACAUUAUCCCGGCCCAACCUCAGUCGCCCGUGCUGUUGCUAAGGCAAUGGCUGACCAUGGUCUUCCAGAAGCAAACAUACUGCAAAGGUCGGCUCUGCUGCAGGAGGAACUGAACAGCAGUGACUGUGGCUGGGCUCUGCUGGUCACCGAGUCAGAUCCUCAGGUUCUCAGUUGUCUGUUGUGGACCUGGCUGGACAAGUUGAGGGAGCCUGUUCUGAGUGCAGAGGAUGUAAACAGUUUGAGUUGUGGAGCAAACAACAGGAAGUCUCUCAGUGUGCUCAAGAAGCCACAGAGACACACCAUCUAUUGUCUACUGAGCUGUGUGAGCACGGUGACCAGCUUGUGUCCACACAGAGAGGAUGCAGUGCUGCAACGACUGGUGCGAGCACUUACAAGGCACCCCCAGGAGGAAAUGGGAAGCCUUGCAACUUUGAUAAAGGUCCUGAAGGCGAGUUUGAGAGACACCUUCCACUACAACACAUACCUCAGGAGGGCCUGCAGCACCAAUGCUACACUCUGA
This is a messenger RNA of Anoplopoma fimbria (sablefish), 1875 nucleotides long. RefSeq lists its product as uncharacterized. The transcript has 12 exons. Gene Ontology annotation, biological process: cilium assembly; protein dephosphorylation. Bases 1 to 1875 code for a protein of 624 amino acids. Gene Ontology annotation, molecular function: protein tyrosine/serine/threonine phosphatase activity. The record is from RefSeq and is a predicted model, not a curated record. Lineage: Eukaryota; Metazoa; Chordata; Actinopteri; Perciformes; Anoplopomatidae.